AUGCCUACUCUUUCUGCCUUUGAAGAUGUGCCCCUUGCCCAGAAGUUGGGGGGCAGCUUGUUAAAGAUCUACAAACAGGAUAAUCACCUCAGAAAAAUGUUCCUCUCCUAUAAAGUCUGCUUCACCAAAGAAGGCCAGCCCUGGAUCUCUCCUGUGGUGCCUAAGAUUCGACAGCAGCUGUCGCGGGAUCCCUCCUUGAACUAUGAGUAUUUGCCUGCGAUAGGCCUGAAAUCAUUUAUCCAGGCCUCCUUGGAUCUCCUCUUUGGAAAGUAUAGUCAGGUCAUCAUGGAGAACAGGGUAGGGGGCUUGCACACUGUGGGUGACAGUGGUGCCUUCCAUCUUGGUGCACAAUUCCUCAAAAUAUGGUACAAGAAGUCUCAAGACGUUUACAUCAUUUCUUCUCAGGGAGAACGUCAUGGACAAAUCUUCAGGGACAUGGGCUUUAUGGUUCAUGAAUACUCCUUCUGGAACUCCAACAAGCUGCGCAUAGACCCCAACUUGAUCUUCAGUGUGGUGGAGAACAAGGAGAUUUUCCCCUUUUUUGACAUUCCCUCUCAAGGUUUCUUUACUGGCGAUCUGGAAGAAGAUACUAGAUUCUUACAAUACUUUGUGGAUCAUCGCUUUGAGUUUUUCUGCAGCCAGUUCCUGUCUAGGAAUUUUGGCAUUUAUGAUGAAGGAGUUGGCCUCCUGGUUGUGGUGACAUUCAGCAAUCAAAUCUUGCUGUGUAUUCUCUCCCAGCUGAUGAAAAUCACCCAAGCCCUUUGGCUAAAUCCUCCCAACACAGGCGCUCGCAUAAUCACCUCUAUUCUCAGCAACUCUUCUCUGCAGGAAGAAUGGAAGCAGAGUCUAAUUGAGGUUGUGGAGAACAUCAUGAUGAUCAAGGAAAAGAUGAAAGAGAAGCUCCGGCUCAUGGGCACGCCAGGUUCCUGGAAUCACAUUACUGAACAGAGGGGAACCCACUGUAAUAUUGGGCUCAAUAGCCAACAACUGGAUUAUUUGAUCAAAAAGAAGCACAUCUAUAUUUCCCAGAAUAGUUGCAUCAACUUGACCUGUGUCAAUGGCAGCAACAUCGAUUACAUUGUACAGAGUAUCUACGAGGCUGUCAUCUUUACAAAGAGCUUAGAACAAAAGUCUCUGGGAACUAUUCAUUCCUGAUUAGAAUAAAGGCUUUAAUCUCUGCAAAA
Molecule: messenger RNA, 1184 nt
Organism: Suncus etruscus (white-toothed pygmy shrew)
Lineage: Eukaryota; Metazoa; Chordata; Mammalia; Eulipotyphla; Soricidae
Gene: GOT1L1
Product: glutamic-oxaloacetic transaminase 1 like 1
Exons: 8
Coding region: 1-1155 (384 amino acids)
Biological process (GO): L-aspartate biosynthetic process
Cellular component (GO): cytosol
Molecular function (GO): pyridoxal phosphate binding; L-aspartate:2-oxoglutarate transaminase activity
Source: RefSeq, a predicted model, not a curated record